AUGGAAAAGGAAAGAAUCCAUCAGAGCAACAGUUUUGCUCCAAGGAAUAAAGCCACCACCCUCCCCUCAUUCUGCCAGAAAAAGGCGAAUAAAACCAAAAGCCGACCUAGGCUGCAACUUCGCGAUCAUCAGAGGCUGUUUUGCUGUACUCCAUCCAAUCCAAGCACCUUAAAUACCGCUGCUUGGAGCACAAUCCUUAACCCAGAAAUAGCACCAAGCACAUUGCUUCGUCCAGAAACUCUCGCGGACAUGGCGGCCGGGAAGCGCACCAUCGGCCUGGCGAUGGACUACUCGCCGUCCAGCAAGGCGGCGACGAGGUGGGUGGUCGAGAACCUGGUGAAGGCCGGCGACCGGAUCAUCCUCAUCCACGUCCUCCCCAAGGGAGCAGACGCCAGCCACAAGGGGCUCUGGAAGAGCACCGGUUCACCUCUGAUCCCUCUGCUGGAGUUCAUGGAGAUGAACGUGCAGGCGCGGUACGGGGUCAACCCUGACAAGGAGGUGCUGGAGAUCCUGCAAGCUGAGUCCAAAUCCAAGCAGGUAGAAAUACUGGCAAAAAUAUACUGGGGCGACGCAAGGGAGAAACUUUGCGAGGCUGUAGAUGAUCUCAAGGUGGACUCUGUUGUGCUUGGUUGCAGGGGCUUAGGGCCCUUGAAAAGAGCACUCCUUGGAAGCGUCAGCAACUAUGUUGUCAACAAUGCAACCUGCCCCGUCACAGUGGUGCGUGGACCAAAUGGAUCACUUGCUUGA
Messenger RNA from Triticum turgidum subsp. durum (durum wheat), 747 nucleotides. The record is from the annotation of a GenBank genome assembly. Lineage: Eukaryota; Viridiplantae; Streptophyta; Magnoliopsida; Poales; Poaceae.